Messenger RNA from Hydractinia symbiolongicarpus, 1153 nucleotides. RefSeq lists its product as uncharacterized. The record is from RefSeq and is a predicted model, not a curated record. Lineage: Eukaryota; Metazoa; Cnidaria; Hydrozoa; Anthoathecata; Hydractiniidae. The transcript has a single exon. The annotation marks the transcript as partial.
AUUAGAUUAUGUUUUAGGUACAUUACAUCAGAAGAUAAUACAGAUGAGUUUUCAAUACUGAAAACAGUGUUUGGUUUGAAAAAAGAUGUAAUACAAGACGUUAAGCUUUGCCAAUCCAAUAUUCCAGACCACCAAACCAAUAUAUACUAUGUUAAAAGAAUUCUUGAAGACAACCUAGAUGAUGAAGAAGAUGUACCUGAGAAAGAUAAACUGGAAGAAGUACUUGAGCGCUCUGGAUUUUCAAAAGAGAAAGCUUCGGAACUAUCACAAUGGCUUCGCGGAAUCGACCUGUUUGAAAAUCAGAGAUUAUUCUAUUGGGUGGAACGGUAUCUAGAUUUCUUGAAUGAUACGUUGCCUACUGAUCCAUAUCCACAUCAACCACAAAAGAUAGAAGAAAAAUUUGAGAAACCAGACAAAUAUAAUACCACAGAACAGCCACGCGAAAAUGACGAAGAAUAUCUUAACAUAGUAUUCGUAAAUGUUCGAAAUAAACACAGUAAAUUUUUUGCGACGAAUUUAAGAUUUUCGUACAUCGCCACUCCAUGUGAAGAUGGAUAUUGGUAUCACGGUACAAGUCACAAGGCAGCUCAAUCUAUCUUUGAUAUAGGGAUAGACUUGAGCAAAGGAAAAGAAAAGCAGGAUUUCUCUGAUGGGUAUGGUUUCUACUUGACACCAAAUUUCAAAGAUGCGAAACAUUAUGCUUUGGAAAAUGGUCACCCUGGUGGAUCAAUUUUGGUGUUCGAGUUUAAUUUUGGCAAGUCCAGUCUGCUACGAAAUGCAAAUGAUAAACCACCUAAAGGUUUACACCUUACAGAUGACGAAGAAGGAUGGAGAUGUGUUGUGAAGCAUAACCGCACUGGAAAAGCCACCUCUUGUCCAAAACACUAUAAAAAGGCUGAGUAUGUGUAUGGUCCGAUGUCCAAUUACACAAGAAAUCCAAGUCAUCCAACUAAACAUAAUCACUUCACAACCCCUCAAAUGUGCAUCAAGAAGGACGAGUUGGCAAUUGCAGUCCGCUAUGCGUUAAAGGAAAUAUAUUUUUUUCCAUCCAAAGUUAAGAAAAAGUAAAAAAUAUAAGUGAAGAACUUCCUAGAAUUUGGAUAUACUAUUUUUAUUUAAUUUUUUGUAUUCAUGCGCACAUCGGAAAAUUAUU